UACUCAAGAAGAAAAUCGAUAAAUUUCGAUUACGACCCGUCAUCACUAGUGCAUCGUUAUACCCUGCAAGAGCAUUCAUCCGUACACCUUUAUCCCGUGCAAUGAAUGGUCUAAUCUUGUCCGGCCCUCAUUUUGGGACCCGGAGUCUCUGCAUCGUACGGCCGAUGAGUAUUUUGACGAUCAACCGGCUGCUCUACCCGGACUUCCCCUGAUCCUGAGAUUGAAUGCAUGAAAACGAAGCCAACGAGCAAGAAGAUGGCAACCUCUGAGAAGGCUCCCUCGUCCGAAAACCAGGUCCGACUCUUGAUAUGGACUGUUCCUCGCUCUCUUUCAACAGUUCUUUCCAAAUGUCUGAGCUUCGUCGAAAACACAAAGGUUUUCUUCGAAAUGUAUGAAAGCAUCUUCAUUGCACCGGGGGUGAAGACAGAGGAUGAAAUGGCUAACAUGUCUGAAGAAGAACAGAAGUUUUUGUUGGCUGUGAGGGAAAAAGCCCAUGGGAUAUCAGCAGGGGUUGAUGCAUCUCAAUGCACCUUCCAAGGUGUCAAAGAGCAACUCGAGGAAGCCCAUACUGGGAAGAAGUUCAUCUUCUCCAAAGACAUGGCCUAUGCUGUCAUGGACCGGCUGGAGUCCAUCCCGAAGGGUUUCCGGCACCUGUUCCUCAUUCGUCAUCCUCUUAAAGUCUUCCCGUCUUGGAAGAGGUCGUUCCUGCCAUUAGUGCCGUAUAUGUCUCUAGCAGAUGACUAUCGUUUGGAUGACCUGCCUCAAAAAUAUUUCCCAAAAGGUUUUGGCUACAAGGAAGUCUAUGAGUUGUUUGAGCACGUGAAGAAGGAGCUCGACCCUGAAGCAAUCAUCAUCGACGCCGAUGACCUUCUCAAAGAUCCUAAAGGUAUCCUGUCAGCAGUCUUCAAUGACAUCGGCUUGCCCUUUGAUGAGAAGAUUCUAAACUGGGAGGCAGGGGAUGCGGUCAUUGAACAAUGGAUCAUCCCUCGUCUGUACGUGCAAGUGGACCAGUUGGUAGGUUUCUACAAGAACGCUCUGGACAGUACGUGCUUUCUUAAGCCCAAGCCCCUUCCAGAUCGCUCUUCUAUUUCUCCUGAUCUCCUUCCUUUUGUUGACGCUUCCAUGCCAUACUACCAGAAAAUGUACAGCCAGCGCCUAUCUGCGUCAAAGUCGUAGAAUUUGAUGAAGGUGUCACAAAUGAUUAUAAGAAAGCCUGUUGUAUACGAAUGGAAAAAUUCCGCUUGUUGACUUAAUGUGUUUUGAGUGUGUUCAAUUUGGAGAUAUAUCAUUAAUUUUAAACAAGGGAUCGGGGUUUAACACUUCCGUGUGCAUGGGACGAAUGCACAACGAUUGAACUGAUUAUCGAUAACGCUAAACAUUAUGCUGUACGUUUCUUCAAUUAGUUUAACAGCUAUGCCUUUUAAUUCGGUGGUUGAAUGUGUUCAUAGUUGUAGACAUUUAUUUCUUGUGUAUUAUGUAGUAACACUCACAUUAAUACUCAUCUGUCUUCGACUUUCUAUUGUUUUGAAUAGAAACAAAUGCUUAAUUUAAAUAAAUUACUGCAACGCGUCGGU
Molecule: messenger RNA, 1574 nt
Organism: Patiria miniata (bat star)
Lineage: Eukaryota; Metazoa; Echinodermata; Asteroidea; Valvatida; Asterinidae
Product: branched-chain-amino-acid aminotransferase-like protein 1
Exons: 2
Coding region: 229-1176 (315 amino acids)
Source: RefSeq, a predicted model, not a curated record